AUGGAUGGUAGAGUACUGAUGACAUAACCCCGUCGGAAAGAGCAAACCCUCCUCCCCACCUCUCCCUCCCUCUCCGUCACUCUCUCUCCCUUCUCUCUCUCUCUGUAGUACAGAAGGUUCCAUCUGCGAUAUCUAGGGUUUUAUUUUAUUUUUGAAAACCAUCUCAACGCCCAUAUAGAAGAGAAAUCAAUCAACAUCAUCAUUUGAGAAGCCCUCAGCCAAUCGUAAUCUCAGCAAAACCCAAUCCAAUGCAGUUGGUUCUUGGAUUCGGUACAACCAAACGCCAGUAAACUCCCCUUCCAGUAUUCCCCGCUGCAGUUAGCAGAUAAAUAUAAAAGAGAGAGAAAGAAAGCGAGAGAGCGAGAAUGGCAAAGACAAAGCCCGGAAAGAAAGACUUAGAUUCCUACACCAUCAAAGGCACCAACAAGGUCGUCAAAGCUGGUGACUGUGUUCUGAUGCGUCCCUCCGACUCGGACAAGCCUCCAUAUGUGGCUCGCGUGGAGAAGAUCGAGGCCGACAACCGCAACAAUGUGAAGGUGCGGGUGAGGUGGUAUUACCGUCCGGAGGAGUCGAUUGGAGGAAGGAGACAGUUCCACGGGGCGAAGGAGCUCUUCCUCUCCGACCACUAUGACAUUCAGAGCGCCCACACCAUUGAGGGCAAGUGCAUUGUGCAUACCUUCAAGAACUACACCAAGCUUGAGAAUGUCGGAGCUGAGGAUUACUUCUGCCGCUUUGAGUACAAGGCUGCUACUGGGGGAUUCACCCCUGACCGUGUUGCUGUUUAUUGCAAGUGUGAGAUGCCGUACAACCCAGAUGACCUUAUGGUUCAGUGUGAGGGAUGCAAGGACUGGUUUCAUCCUUCUUGUAUGGGCAUGACUAUCGAACAAGCAAAAAAGCUAGAUCACUUUUUGUGUUCUGAUUGUUCCUCUGACGAUGAUACGAAAAGAUCCCUGAACACAUUUCCUGUUUCACCACUUACUGAGCCUAAGGUGGAACCAAAACGCCGAAAGCGGUGAAUUCUGAUGCAAAGGUCAUGGUCAAGGUAUGCAUUUACUGGCACAUUAGCUCUUUAUCGUUGGCUAUUGGGAGAUGUACAGUGCAGAGAGCAGACUGUAUGCACCCAACUGAGGCGUUUUUUUUUCUUUAAUCUCUUUAAUUUAAUGUUUAACUUAAUAUGUGUCCUCGGGUCCAGAAGUUGAAUUUGGAACCUGUCCUGUCUAUCUACAACCUGUGCAAAAUGUCAGUCCUUAGGCAUAGAGAUAAUACAGAGAAUGAUUGGAAGGGAAAAAGUUUGUUUUUCUUCUUCUUUUUUGUAAUGUGUGGAUUUUGUACACGUCACAUGCUUUCUUGUCACGGUAUGUACUUUGUGUCCAACUUAUUAAAACAGCCAGUUUUUGUUGAA
Molecule: messenger RNA, 1402 nt
Organism: Magnolia sinica
Lineage: Eukaryota; Viridiplantae; Streptophyta; Magnoliopsida; Magnoliales; Magnoliaceae
Product: chromatin remodeling protein EBS
Exons: 5
Coding region: 366-1016 (216 amino acids)
Molecular function (GO): chromatin binding
Source: RefSeq, a predicted model, not a curated record